UCUGUCCCUUGAGUUGAGACAGAUGCCGUCAGGGUGUUGUUGAUUUUGUUGGUGCAUGGGAUGUCGGCUAGGUUACUUGCCAACCUGUCAGCAUCUUCGUUGCCAGGAAUGCCAAUGUGGCUGGGGAUCCAUGUAAGGGUUUCUAUUUCAGAGGAAGUUGGCUGGUGAGCGGUGGUAGCUGUGUUCCUAUUGACGGCCGCGCUGAUUCUCUGACCAAUAGGCAGGAGUUGGAGUAUGGGAGCGGUACUGAACAAAGAUAUUUUUUUGUCUCUUUUUUCUGGGGCGCCAAAUAGGAGAGACACAGGACACAACCGAGUGGAUCCAAGGAUCAAGGCGAACUCAUUUUUUCAUUAUAUUUUCUUAUAUAGUUUCCUUUAUAUUUAAAUAAAAAACAAAACAAACAUCAACCAGCUGAUUGUCUGCUUAAAACAAAAGAAGGUGGCAUCCCGUGAUCCCUUGUAAAAAGGCAUUGAAAAACGGUUGGCCUAGGUGACGGAUACCAAGUUGGAUAUGUCAUCUAAAAAAGAAGACCACGUUUGCCUGUUUUAUCGUACCCUGAAAAGGUGAAGAAUUGUUCAGUGACUAUUCACGUGCCAAAUACCUAGAUAUUUCGUACUUUGCAUGUCAACUGCUUACAUCACGUGACAAAAGUCGUACUAACAGAUUGUCCAAACUCAUACGUUAUAAACUGGUACCGAUGUUGAACAAAUCAACGAAAUGUUACGUGUUACAUCAUACCUGAAUCCUGAAUGUCUUCUAGAUAGCACAAAAAACACAAGAAAAGGAUUGCAAUUCAUCCCUAGAUGGCAGCCAUGUUUCCAAAAUCCAUAAUUUUUUAUGAAUUAAAAUUAUUAAAAAAAUACACUGGUAAUAGAUGGCAAUUAUCGGAGACCAAUUUUACAUCACCAUUGAACUUCUUUUGCUGGAAUAUGUUUUAAAGCCAUCAAAAACUGCACUUUUGAAUUACAUCCCUGGCUGGCUACUCUCAACAAUCUGUAAACCAUAACUUUCACUCUCAGACCUCUGUGCCUUGGCUGACAUCACGUACCGCUGCUGUGACGUCAUUUCGGCGUCGGGACUCAGAAUCUCGAAAUUCCUGCCAUUCCUCAGUGAACACGUCAGACGACUUCGUUUGUUAUUGUUGAUGCUUCCGAUGACGAUGUUUGCAACGGUCAGUUUGGGAGCGUUACCUCCAGGAGUCACAUGUGCUACAACCUAAAUUAUCGAGGAGAUCUAGACAGGAUAGCCAACUCUGCACAACAUAAUAACGUGAAUAACGAUCCGAUAAUCAACCAGGCAGGCCUAUGCGUUAUUACUUUGCUUCUUCUUUUUCAUGAAGAUCGUUACCUUCGUUUUUCUUAGCAGUUCAUAGCAAGAAAAAUGUACUGUGGUAUCUAGAAACAGUAUAGCAUCAGUCCUUGGAUUGUCGGGAGCGUGCGUUAUCCGCCGCCUUUUUCAAGGCGUCGCUUCUCAGUUUCCAGGUCGAGGCCAACCAUUUCAGAACGUCCUGCACUUACCCUCCUCCGCCCGUCGUAGUCGAAGACGUUCAAAUUAUUCGCCCCCAAAAUUUCGUUCAGCCAAGAAAGAAAAUUCCAGCAAACUCUUCUGUGGGCUAUUGUGUCUAAUUAGAUUGGCAUACAGAGCCUAUCGCUCAUAUUCUACAUUUGCUGGAUUGACUGUGAUGAUAACAGUCCCGCCCAGCAACACCCAACAUACAAGUAUCGUAGGCGACUAGAAGCCGAAGAACGCAUCCAUAACGCAAUCAUUACGCAUCAAUUACAACUGGCGGUUGUGCCUCGCCCGUCGAUGCUCGAGACGUCAUUUGUAAACACGUGCGGCUGGCAGUUAUAAGUAUAAGGCAGCCAGCAAAUAGGGAGAACUACGCCAUUGGGGCGUCCGUCAGUCGGCCAGCCAGAAGCAGCAGAAGAAAAAACAAAGCAAAAGAAACAAGCAACCACAAAGCAUUCAGAAAAAAAAAAGAUGCCGACAUCCACUGCGAGCUUAUCGUUGUCUCGGCCCGGCAGUAGCAGAAACACAGGCACCGGUGUCGGUCAACCGCAGCAGCUGCAACAGCAGGCCAGUACUGGGCCGAUUGUACCGCCUUGGCGUAGAGUGUCUCGACAGGAAAGUGCAAAUAAUUCCACUGGACGUCUUAUAAUUCCACCUCCACCUCUUCCGCCAUCAACCAUGGCUGCUCCACCACCACCACCGCCGCCACCACCACCACCACCACCACCUUCAGCAGUUCAGAAACGAGAAAUUCCCGAACAUGUUGCGGUCAAAUUGGAACAAUACAAAAAGACGCCUCGCAAACGGCCCGAUUGGGCGUCGAUGAUGAAGGAAAUCGAAGUAGGUAAACAACUACGUCGGGUGCAGACGAACGACCGGAGCCGGCCAAUUUUGCCGCAAGCUAAGGCCAAAGGAAAGGUACUUCCCGGUCAAACGUUUACGCCAAUCACCUGCCUAGACGACGAUGCAAACACGAAAGAAGUGUUCGUCUACGAAUCAGAAAAGCCAACGAGCGACUGCGUGGCAAAUCAGAUUCUGUUGGAAAUCCAGAAAGGUGUUCGCUUGAAAAAGACCAAGUGCAACGAUCGAUCUCGACCCAUUUUAAAUGGUCUGGGAGUUUUCCGGAGACAAGUGAGCAUGGUGGAAGCAGAUCCAGCAGAGCCAACCACUCCUUUAAUUGAACCGGAAGCUGAUUACGAUGACAUUGACAAAGUUCGUGACGACCUACAAUCCACUAAGCAAUUGCUUGAAAUCGAAUUGAAAAAUCGUCGUAAAAUUGACGAGGAAAAUGCCAAAUUGCAAAGCGAAAUUCGUCGAUUGAAGGAAGAACUUGCUGGUGGCGGUAGUCACAAACCUUCGUCUACAAUAGCUCCUUCUUACGGUACGACGAGGAGGUCUUCAUCGACGAAUCACUUUGCACCGGAAGCACCUUCCAUACUAAAGAAGUCCACGUCAAAAAUGACAAUGAUAAACAGGAGUAAACCAGUAAAAAAGGACUCGAGUGACGAAGACGAUGAUUCCGACGAAGAUUUCGGAGAUCUCGAUGCCGUCGAAGAAGAAAUGAAUGCAUUGAGGGGUCAAGCUGAAUUGGCCCGCAAGUCUGCCGAAGAGUUUGAAACACGUUACAAGGACGCGGCCAAUCAACUAGUAACAACUCAGGCUGAAAUGGAAGAUCUUGAAAUGAAAGUGGCUGUUUUAAAGAAGAAGCUCCGCAAAGCUCAGGAGCUUAACGGUGGCGGUGAACCAGAAGAAACAGAGUUGCGUGAUUUCGGGACUCAGACGGAUCCAAUCGAACCACCACCAGUCGUCGACAGCCGUCCGGCUCGAUCCAGUAGCAGGCGUGAUUUGCGGAAACAAAUGUCAAGGCAGGACUCUCGUGGAAGUAACAUUAGUUCGGCGAAUAACAAUCCAGCGGAAUUGAGUGAAGACGAGGAAGAAGAAGAAGAAGAGGAUGAAAGCACAGCGUACCUUAAGGCACAGAAACGGGAGAUGUCCCUUUUGACCUCUAGAUUGCGCUCCACCAAGGAUAAGGAGAAAAACGUGCGCAACGAGCGGAUCGCACUUCAUCUCCAACUGAAGAAAUUCCGCAACGAUCUUAAAGACGAAAAAAAGAAGUAUGCCGCAUUGAAGAAGGAAGUCGAUGGUAUGGCCGUAAUGAUGAACGAACUUGGGGAAGAUGAGAAAGUCGAAAUUGUAGUUGAAGAAAUCGAAGUUACAGACAGUGAAGAAGAAGAGGAGGAGGAGGAAGAGGAGGAAGAAGAAGAUGAAGAGGACGAAGAUGAUGAGAUCGAUGAUGUAGAGGAGGAGGAGAGUGAUGAGGACACGGAAAGUGACGAAAUAGAAACUCGCAUGGAGAAAUUUAAUGAGCGAUUGCGUAACCAUGAUAACACGCUCAGUACUCUGAAAAAAGGCAAUUACUUGCUAAAAUCCAAAGUGGACAUGGCUCAAGAGGAGUUACGAAAAGAGCGCAGCCGUUAUUCUGCCCUAGAAAUCGAACUCAACAAUUGUUUGGCCGAACUCGGCUAAGUUUCAGAUUAAGCCCAUUAUCAAGCAUACACAUGCAUAUUAUACAUAUAUAUCUAUCUAUCUAUCUAUCCAUCUACCCAAGAAAACUACUGAAAAAUCCAAUUGAAAAUGAAAAAAACAGAAAAAAAACUAUAAAUACAAAUCUAAAUUACUGACGAA
Molecule: messenger RNA, 4194 nt
Organism: Daphnia magna
Lineage: Eukaryota; Metazoa; Arthropoda; Branchiopoda; Diplostraca; Daphniidae
Product: DNA ligase 1
Exons: 16
Coding region: 1981-4035 (684 amino acids)
Molecular function (GO): actin binding
Source: RefSeq, a predicted model, not a curated record